AUGCCUCCAAAAAGCAAUACACCCGUUGGUGGGAAGAAGGGGGUGCCUACCCCUGAAGCCACACCCAAUAGAGAAGAGGAAGAGAAUGAACAAACAGAGGGAGAGCAAAACGAGGAAGCUCAAGAUGAGGAACAGAAUGAGGAUGGAGAAGAAGAACAAGAUGGAGAAGGAGAGGAAGAACAAGAAGGUACGGCGCAGAAGGCACAGGCAUCAGUAGAAGAUGAAAAUGAAGGGGAAGCCAGUGGUCAAGCGGGGGCGGAAACUGGUGCCGAAGCCACUGCUGACGAAAACGAAGGCGGCGAAGAAGAAGCCCAAGAAGAGGAGUCCGAAAAACAAGUAGAAAGCGAAGACACUGCUGUUCACGACGAACCCGAACCGGAACCCGAACCGGAAAAGAAAAAGAAGAAGCAUCGCCGUCGUAAGGUCAAGGAACCUGAGCCAGAAGAAGAGGAGGAAGAGGAAGCUCCUGCUCGCAAACCCCGUCGUAAGAGACGUGAUCGUCCUCAAUUCCUCGAGGAUGGUGGAAAUGAUUAUAAGCAACAAAUGCAAAUGAUGCAACAACAACACGAUCAGCAAAUGCAAAUGAUGCAAAUGCAGCAGCAACAACAACAAGGUGGUGCCGCUAAAGAUCAAGGCAAACAACCUUUGAAGUUGAGAUUAGAUGUUAACCUCGAAAUUGAGAUCGAGUUGAAAGCCAAGAUUCAUGGUGAUUUGACUUUGGCAUUAUUUUCUGGAUAG
Sclerotinia sclerotiorum 1980 UF-70 is the source of this 738-nucleotide messenger RNA. RefSeq lists its product with no specific name. The record is from RefSeq and is a predicted model, not a curated record. NCBI's taxonomy places the organism in Eukaryota, Fungi, Ascomycota, Leotiomycetes, Helotiales, Sclerotiniaceae. Bases 1 to 738 code for a protein of 245 amino acids. The transcript is spliced from 2 exons.